AUGGCUGCCGCCGUCCACCUCCGCCCUCUCCACUCGUUCGCGCUCCCUCUCCCCGCAGCGAAGGCCGCGCCCAGCUGGCUCCCUCUCCCGGCGAAACCCGGUGCGCGGAGGAGGGGCAGCCGCGUCGCCCUGCUCGUCUGCUCCGCGUCUCCCUCGCCCUCGGGCGGGGACGGCGCCGCGGCGUCGGCAGCGACAAAGUGGGUGGAGUGGAUCCCGCGCGCCGCGGCAAGCGCCGGGUCGGCGGCGGGCCCCGAGCAGGUGCUCAGGCUCAUCUCCGGCGCCGCGGCCACGCCCAUCUGCCAGUUCGUCGACAGCCCGCGCACCUUCCUCCAUUCCGUCGACCCGCGCGUCAAGCUGAUGGGCAGUCCUUGCCAUUCUUUACCCCCAUCAACAUGUAGUCAGCAGAGGUGUGGCUACAAAAUUUUGGCCCUUGUUGUCCUACCAGCCAGAUCAAAUAUUUAUAUGCGGUUUGGUUUGGUAGUAUUCCUGGCCCUUCUUUCAAUGUGGAUUUUACCAAAUCAUGUUUGGAAGGAUCAACUUGGAAGGGUUGCUCUCCUUUCAGGAUUCUUAUUCAUCAUGCUGGGAUUUGGUGCUGAUGGUGCGCCUUCAUUAGUCCAGAUGAGAACGCCUCCACCAUCUGUUCUAGGCAUACCGAACAUUCCUUGCUCCACAAGUGGGUAUUCUUACACAAUCUUCAAACUGGGACCACUGCAAUUUACAAGGAAAGGCCUAUCAGUAGCAAGUACUUCAGCAAGCCUCUCCUUUGCGAUAUUCCAAAGUGCAAGUCUCUGCUUGACAACAACCACUCCUGAGCAGCUUGCCUCUGCUUUGUGGUGGUUUAUGAUUCCACUGAAGCAUAUUGGUGUGCCAGUACCUGAGAUAAUACUUACACUACUACUCUCAUUGAGGUUCAUCAAUUUAGUAUUUGAUGAGGUUCGCAACUCAGCUCUAGCGAUUGUAGCACGCCGGAUAAAUUGGAAAAAGCUGACAGCUAUGGAAACUAUAGAUAUUUUCUUCAACUAUGUCCGGCGGAUAUUCAAAAAUAUAUUUGAUCACGCAGAGCAAAUAUCCAAGGCAAUGGUAGCUCGAGGAUUUCGUGGCAAUCCAAGCAAUCACAAGAUCUACUUUCUUUCAGAAUCAUCAUUUGGAAUUGCGGAUCUCCUUUCAUUGCUUUGCCUAUUUGCUGUAGUGAACUUGGCUUCCUUUUCUGACCAGUUGGUUUGA
This is a messenger RNA of Miscanthus lutarioriparius, 1224 nucleotides long. Lineage: Eukaryota; Viridiplantae; Streptophyta; Magnoliopsida; Poales; Poaceae. The record is from the annotation of a GenBank genome assembly.